Messenger RNA from Hylaeus volcanicus, 5190 nucleotides. RefSeq lists its product as uncharacterized. Bases 1551 to 3683 code for a protein of 710 amino acids. NCBI's taxonomy places the organism in Eukaryota, Metazoa, Arthropoda, Insecta, Hymenoptera, Colletidae. The transcript has 3 exons. The record is from RefSeq and is a predicted model, not a curated record. Gene Ontology annotation, cellular component: nucleus.
CUCUCUCUCUCUCUCUCUCUCUCUCUCUCUCUCUCUCUCGUGAUGUAUUUUUACUUGUAUACGAUUGUUCGCUUUUAAUUUAUACAGUUCCUAUGUACAGACGUUUCGAUGCGUUGAAAUUACUUUUUCUUCAUUUCUUUAGAAAUCGCAACUUUUAAGUUCAAUAAAGCUUUUCGACAAUAUCCAUCCACUAGGCGUGUCGUUUAUAGUCGCUCACCGCUUUCGUUCGUUAUGUUUUUCGCGCAAUAGCAUCGUAUGUAUUGCUCUGAUGUAAAGACAAUCAAAUGUUUCGCACACGGCAUAUACGACUACAAAGAGAAAAAUAUCUGUCGAGGAAGCCUUGACCGACGAAGGAUAUCAUUUUUAAGAGUACCAUUCGUUUUCGAACACGUCGAACACGUUUUAAAUUGAUUAGACGAGGUUCGUUAAAUGCAAUCGAGCAGCUACUAUGGAAAUUCUAUGAUUCUGUUGGCAAUUGUUUUGCAGCUUAUUGUAGUUAACAGAUACCGUCGCAUUCUACGUUCAAUACCAAAGAUAAAUCGCAUUCUACGUGUUAAACGGCCAAGAUGUAGACUACUUAAACGUUGUCUUGAAACUUGUACAUUUCCCAAUCCAUGGAAUCGUUAGAAUAAAUUCUUUAUUCCACGCAUGCGAUUUUUGAAUCAUUGACGCCGUGAUCGAAAGAAGAGGUAGGUAAAUAAAUUGUAUCUAUAGCAUAGCAUCGAAAUUAGAAAGAAAAUAAAAGAAGGAAUUGCAUUCGUAAAUUUUGUGUACAUAACAAAAGAAUGUGGUUCGCGUAGUCCUAAGCUGUACAAUCCGCUCGCAUAAUUAUUUUUAUAAGUAACAUUACGCGAAUAAGCUUUCUUCCAUUAUUUCUUGAUUCUUUUUUUCCACAUGUUUUGCUGAUCGAGCGCUUAAUUUAACGUUGAUUCGUUUAUUUUAAUUCCAUAGAAUUCGGGCAUUCUUGUACGAAAAUUGUAAUAAAUGGAAUCAGCUGUGACAAUCGACGUGGCUUCGAAAAAGCUAAUUUAUCAUUUUAUACUAAAAUUGUGAAUAUCAAAUGUUUACUUGAAAAGUUUGCCAAGUGGGAGAAACCUGCCUGUCGUGGUAUUCCUUUCCAAUAGAAUUUAUUCGAGUAGACUGUACAUCUAUAACGGAUGUAUUUGUCGAUAAGUUUCUAUGUUAAAAUAUUGUAAACAGCAGUCUCGAAGACCUUAAAGCAUGGUCUUAUUUACUACGUUCGUUUCAUUUCUAAUGUUUAUCUUGUUCAGAUACGAAGAAUAAAAAGUACGGUUUCAUAGGUUACGCGUCGCGACGAAUUGUUUCGAUUCAACACGAUCGUAAAUUUAUAAAUGGUGUAAGUGUUGUGUCGAAUUAACGCGAUUAUUGAUCCUUGUCGGUGACAAUAUUACAAAUAACCUGUGAACGUAGCGUUGCCAAAUGUUGCCCAACUACCUAAACACCGCGUAUCUAUAUGAAAUCGUGAGGAAUCUUAACGUUCGAUGGUUUACUAAGCGCUACGUUAUUACUGUGGAAUAAAAUGCACGCUUAUGACAUAUAAGAAUUGGAGUAAAAAUUCCAGAAUAUGGUUACAUGUUAGAAAAAUUCAUCCUAAUUUGCAGGAUAUUACGAUUUUCUAUUUUUGUAUGGUGAAAAUGGCUCAUGCCCUGUUACCGAAUCUUAUCCGUAAACCUGUAACAUCUAAUAUGUCUCCUACAGAUUUUACUCCAACAACUGCCUUAUCCGAGGUGCUGAACUCGGAUCCAGUGAAACGUUUAUUCAGUCGACCAAAUAUUGUUAUUAAAACGAUUCCUUUAAAUGUACAUGCAAAUUCUACCUCGAAUAAUAACAUUGCUGUAAACAAUUUGUAUAAAUUUGAUUCAGAUUUAAACAUUUCAAAGCGAACAGAAUUAACCAUAGUUCCUCUACCAAGUGAUCAGGAAGAGAAUCUGUUACCUUCGAAAAGAGAAGGUAAAUCAGAAAUUGCACUAGUGCCUAUUAAGAUGGAGAGAAAGCCUUGCGGUCAUUAUGAACCAUGCGAGGAAAUUGUGUGUGACGUAGCAGUACAACAAUACGUAGAUCGAGAUGGAGUAUCUCCAAUGUUAGCCAUCAACAUAGAAGAAGACGAAAUAAGUGCACCUGUUUCAAAACAUUGUGCAAAUGAAAAGUGUGAUGCAUUGAGCAUCGAUCACGAUCGUUGUCGCAGAGCUGUGAUAAGAUUAAACAGAUGCAAUCGAUCGACGGCUUGCGACAUUUGUGGUAUUGAGCUACAAACGCGAAGGUGUCGUAUACAUCAUAAAAAUUGUACGCGGAAGAACGAAUAUCGUCACAAUGAAACAAAUAGUGCUCAAAUACUAAAAGAAAGAAUGCGUGAAAGAGAAAUGCAACUCAUUGAAGCUUCUAAGGCAAAAAAGAAUGAUUAUAUGGAUCUUACUACAGUAAUGGAAACACUAAAAAAUAAUGCAGAGUUAAUUAUUAUUCCAAAAUCAGUUGCUGUGCAGCAACCCAUGGUUAACAUAACUGUGUCCUCUACUCAAACUACCCAACAAGUUAACAACAUGUAUAAUGUUUUUGGAAAACUUUUACCUAGUAUACCAGUUGUAUUGCCACAACAAAGUAUAUUCGUUGGAAAAACACCAUGUUCUAACGAAAAUAGUAUAACUACUUCAGCAAAUUUAACUUCGUCUAAUAGUAGACCACUUACAACAUCGACCAAUACAGUCCCUUUACCUCAAAGUCAGUUUGUCACGUUUGCAACACACCACGAUGCGCAGCCAAUAACGUUAAACGAUUUAUUAUUUUCACAAUCACCGAUUGUGACAAAUUCACCUAUUCAGCCUAAACCGUUGGUGACACCGAUACGUGUUGUGCCUAUAACCAAUUUAAUAACAGAACCAUCGUUAUUGCAUCAAACACAGGGUAUACCAAAGUUUUGUAUUAUAGCAGAUCCGCCGGUACCGGUACCAGCACCAGCACCAGCACCAGUAACUGUACCGUCACCGAUACCUGUAACAAAACGACGAACUACUCGACACUCAACUUCUGUGCCAAAAGUCAAUACUCCAAAAGCUCUUAAAGGUACAUUGCAAAAAAAGAAGAAAACAGCAAUCAGAAAGAAACGCAGACACAAAAAGAAAGAGUUCAAAUGCGAGUAUUGUCUUAAAUGUUUUAGUACAGAUUGGUAUUUCAAAGUGCAUGUUGCUAAACAUACAGGUGAAAAACGAUUUCCUUGUAAAAUAUGUACAGAGUCCUUUAGCAAUAGAUAUGACAUGAAAAGACACAUGUCAAAGGAGCAUGAAAAUGAUAGUAUUCCUUCUGGUCCAUGUAACCAGCAAACUACUUUACAAUGUUUAGACUGUAAUAUUAGUUACACAUCUGUCGUUCUUUUGGAGCGUCAUCGACAAAAAUGUCAUAAAAAAACAGAAUGCACGAUAUGUCACGAUGAAAUUCUAAUAGAAGAAUUAGAGAGGCAUAUCGCGUCAGUGCACAACAAAAUUGAAAGCAUUGACAUAAAAGAGGAAAUUGUUGAAAAUGGUAACGCGUAUGACGAGAUAAGUGAAACGAAGGUAUUUUCGAAAAAAGAAAUAAAAAAGGAACAUGAUCAGAACAUGAACGGAUAUGUUUCUAUUUCUGAUCAAUUAAGUGCUUCAGAUAUAAAAAAGGAAUCGGAAUAUCAAGUAUAAAGCAUUCCAAGUUAGUCAUUUAUUAAAGUUGAAGUAAGAAACGUUAAGAUUGAAAGUAUAUUUGUUAUAAACCGGAGUAUGCAAAGUUGCCGCUAACAGAUGUUUCAAUGAUGAAAUACUAUUUACACUAGAUGUGUUAAUAUUUUUUUCAAUAGUACUAUUUAUUUUUGAAAGAAGAUUUCACGAUAUGCCUACUUGAAAUUUAUCUUUAAAAUACACAGGGCAAAUACAAAUAAACGUUUAAUUAUCAAUGUUGCAGAAACAUGUUUCACAAUAUUUAAACUAAAAUCAUAUUUUUGAACAACUAACAUACUUUACAAAAAUUUAAACAUCAAAAAAAGAUUUAAAUUUAAGAAUAAUUAUAAAUUAUUAACAAUUUUCCAAACUGUGAUACAUGGCCACCUUUCCACUGUAACAAUUUUGUUCGUUUGACAUGAAAAUUCAAUAUCCUUAACUGAAUAGUGAAUGUAACUUUGAGCACACUAAUCACUUUUACAGACUUGAAUACGAUUAUUACGCAUAUCUCAAAACGCACAGCCCAAUAAUUUAAACAAAAGAUCACAUAUAUAGUUUAGAAGCAGAGAAUUUUUUUUAUUAAUUUUAAAAGUAUUUUGUAUGGAAAGAGAGUUGAAUGCCAUUUUUAACGUGUAAAUGUACAUAUAAAUUGUAUUGUGUUCCUUUUACUUUUAGCUAAAUAGCUAUUUAGUCAAAAGUAUUGAAUCAUUCAUUUAGAUUAAAGUUUAGUAAUGUUUUAGACAUAUUCAAUAAUAUAUUCUAUAACUACGAAAAAAAUGAAUUAAUAUUGUUGAGAAGAGUUCUAUAUGACUUUGUCUAAUUUAUCAUUACGUAGCUACUAAUUAAAAAUUUUUCACGAGAAGUUUUAAUUGUCUAUGGAAUAUUUUGCCUUUCAUUUUGCUAUCUUCGAUGAGAAUGUAUUACUAGAGAUAGAUCAUUCUAUUAUGCACUACAUAUUCACGAUAGCUAUUCUUAGAAAUGUUCGAUUUUUUAAAGUAAUAUUAAUCGCACGAAUACCUUCAUAUCAAGAAAAUAUACACAAGCUACUGUUGAAUAAAUCAAAUAGUUAUGUUAUAUUGUAUGACACAGAUUAGACUGUCAUUCUACAUUGUUGUAGAGUACAGUUUAAACUUCGAAAUUAAUACCCAGAUUUUACCGAAUGUUGAUAACAGAGAUAGAUCGCCAGGCUUAAAGAAAAGAUAGUUUUCUUACAAUACAGAAAUGUUCCUUGAUAAGGAAAGUGAGUGAAAUAUUACGUGCCUUCUAAAUUUUAAUGUUCCUUAUACAAAUACAUUUACAAACAUCUCAUAAAACCAUAAAUAUUGAUCGCAAAUUAAAUUUAUUCCAUUAAUUCUUUUAUAGAAUACCAGAUAUUUUUUAUUUUUAAAUGAAUCUUAUUGAACUAUAACAGAGACUAUGGACACAUGAACAAAUUAUUUUUAAAAUUAUAAAUAUUCCAGAAGUAUUAAGCUAAACAAUGCGUCCUGAAUAA